AUCCGCUGGCCAGUUCCUUGCCACGUGUCAGAGCAUCAUCGCCAGGUGGCGCAGUGGAAGGCUAUGGCGGAAGAAUGGAGCCUGUGAUCUACCACAAUGGAGAUGGUACGUGAUCUCACGGCUUCGCUCCUCCCUCCCUGGGCGUCCAAGCCCUCUCUUCCAGCAGCGGCGGAGCUCAGGCUGCCGCCAUUGUCGAUCCACAGGCGGAUCGCUCAAGUGUCGCAGCACGCCGCAUUGGCGCUGAUCGGCUCGGGAAUUUCGACCGGGAUCGCGUCCGCGCUGCCGGAAUACGAUGAAAUUAUCCAGCGCGCGGCUGGAGCGGCGACUCCAAUCGACGCGGCAUCGGCAAUCAGCCCCGCGGAUGGCAUCGAUUUCAGCGUCGCGGAGUCCGUGCUAGGUUUUGUAUCGGAUAAUCCCGCGGCCGUGGCUGGAGGUCUUCUGGCAAUCGCACUGCCGGUUCUCAUUUCGAGAUUGGCCGGAGGGAAGCAGCCAUGGGGUGUCGUGUCCGCCAAAGAAGCGUAUGAGAAGCUCGCAGUGAAGGAUCCAGCGUUCCAGAUUUUGGAUAUCCGAGAGCCCAGCGACAUCAAGGCCGAGGGGACGCCGGAUUUGAGGCAAUUCAAGAAGAGAGUGCUCCAGGUUUCGUUCUCUCAGGAGCAGGAUGCUUUCGUCGCGAAAGUGAAGAGCAAAUUCAAGGAUCCGGCAAGCACAACCUUGUACAUUCUCGAUCGCUUUGAUGGGAACUCGUUAGCAGUCGCCAAGUUGCUAGCUACCAAUGGCUUUAAGGAGGCUUAUGGUAUCAAAGAUGGUGCCGAAGGUGGCCGAGGCUGGCAACAAAGCGAAUUGCCAUGGUUGCUACCACGGAAGGGACUCUCGCUCAACCUGGAUGCUCUGAAAGAAGCCAUUCAGUUUGAAAGUGAUCUUGUCCCAGCGACAUUGGGAGUGGCUGCUGCUGCCGGGGUCGGCCUCGUUGUUUUCUCCGAGGCAGAAACAGCUCUCCAGCUCGUCGGGACUGUCGCGCUCCUCCAGCUCUUUGCCAAAAAGUUCUUGUUCGCCGAGGACCGGAAGAAAACGCUGCAACAGAUCAAGACGUUUCUCGACACCAAGGUCGCUCCGAAAGAGCUCGUUGAAGAGAUCCAGGGCGUUGGCAAGGCCUUGCUUCCCAAGUUUGAGGAAGUAUCGGCUGGGAAUGGUGCCGUAGUUUCAAGCGAUCCUGCUUCUGUUAAUGAAGAGAAGGUGGUCGAAGCUUCACCUCCAGCUCCAGCUCCAAUCGUCGCUGCAAAAGAAGAAGAAACUCCAGCACCGAGCUCACAAUCUUCGGAAGAGAAGAAGCCAUCAAGACCGUCGUCGCCUUACAUCCUGUAUCCAGAUCUAAAGCCACCAAGCUCGCCAACGCCAUCGAGGCCAGAAAAAUAGCAAAAGAAUCUCCAGUUUUGUUUGGACUCGAAUAAAAACGCGAGGUGUCUCGUUGGAUA
Messenger RNA from Selaginella moellendorffii, 1472 nucleotides. Its product is annotated as rhodanese-like domain-containing protein 4, chloroplastic. The coding region runs from base 97 to 1413 and encodes 438 amino acids. The record is from RefSeq and is a predicted model, not a curated record. The transcript has 8 exons. NCBI's taxonomy places the organism in Eukaryota, Viridiplantae, Streptophyta, Lycopodiopsida, Selaginellales, Selaginellaceae.